Guyanagaster necrorhizus is the source of this 706-nucleotide messenger RNA. RefSeq names its product spindle assembly checkpoint protein. Lineage: Eukaryota; Fungi; Basidiomycota; Agaricomycetes; Agaricales; Physalacriaceae. Gene Ontology annotation, biological process: mitotic spindle assembly checkpoint signaling. The transcript is spliced from 5 exons. Gene Ontology annotation, cellular component: nucleoplasm; cytoplasm; kinetochore. The coding region runs from base 42 to 665 and encodes 207 amino acids. The record is from RefSeq and is a predicted model, not a curated record.
CGUGUUUUGUAUUUUCAAAUCUCUUUCUCAUAACACUCACCAUGGCUUCAAAGCAAGCAAACCGUCAAGCUAUCACCCUCAAAGGCUCUACCGCUUUGGUUACUGAAUUCUUCAAGUAUGCAGUCAACACGAUUCUUUUCCAACGCGAGGUGUACCCGUCUGACGAUUUUCAUAUGGUUAAGAAGUACGGGCAAACUGUCCUCGUUACUCAAGAUCUUGCCCUGGAGAACUACCUCGAAAGAAUUCUGAAACAAGUCCAGAAAUGGCUGCUUACCGGUUCUGUCACACAAUUGGUUCUUGCCAUCAUUUCAAAGGACGCCCGGACGCCUCUAGAACGCUGGGUGUUCGACAUCAAACUUGUUGAGCCGCCAGCAGAUUCGACAACUGAAGCACCACCGAAACCAGAAGCCGAAAUACAGUCGGAGAUCCGGGCUAUUCUGAAGCAAAUUAUUUCAAUGGUCACCUACCUGCCAGUGAUACACGAGCCAACCGUGUUUAAUAUUCUAGCGUACACGUCUGAUUCCGCAGACGUUCCUGCCGGUGAAUGGGUAGAUACUGAUCCGUUGGCGAUUGAGGCGAGCAAGAGUCAGCAGGUGAAGAUGAGGAGCUUUAGUACAGACGUGCACAGGAUCGAGGCCAUGGUCGCGUAUCGAUAUGAAGAGUAGUAGUGGCAUGUAGUAUAAUUUUGGCAGAUAGAUGGUUGCUG